AUGGACAAUACUCUGUUUACUCUUCAAAGCGCUGAAGGUAUUGUUGUUGUUUUCAUUUAUGUUGAUGAUUUAAUCAUCUCUGGAGACAACACAAAAGGUAUUAAAGAGGUUAAGACCCAUCUUAAGUCUGUUUUCGAUAUAAAAGAUCUUGGAGAACUUAAGUAUUUUCUUGGGAUUGAAGUAUGUCGAUCUCUGGAGGGUCUAUUCUUAUCACAAAGAAAAUAUACUCUUUACUUGCUAUAUGAGACAGUAAAACUAGGAGCUAAGCCAGUAGGCACACCACUUCCUGAUGGAUACCAAGUUGAGCGAAAGGGGGAGAGGAAAGAUCCAUCUUAUAAAGAUCCCUCUCGCUACCGGCGACUUGUAGGUAAGUUAAUAUAUUUGACUCUGACUAGACCUGAUCUUUGCUAUGCGGUGAACCAGGUGAGUCAGUAUAUGAAGUCUCCUACAACGUAUCAUUGGAGUCUUUUGGAGAGAAUACUCCACUAUCUUAAAGGAAGCCCUGGACAAGGAAUUUGCAUGGGAAAGAACGCUAACACUGAACUUGUGGGCUAUUGCGAUGCUGAUUGGGGUGGUGACAAGACGGAUAGAAGAUCCAUCCAAGGCUAUUGUACUUUCAUUGGAGGUAAUCUAGUCACAUGGAAAACAAAGAAGCAAAAGGUAGUCUCGAUGUCAAGUGCAGAGUCAGAAUAUCGAGCAAUGAGGAAGCUUACAACCGAACUCACAUGGCUAAAGGCACUACUAGAAGACUUAGGCAUCACGAUUUCAACUCCUAUUACUAUGCAUUGUGAUAAUCAAGCAGCUAUCCACAUCGCAACCAACUCAGUAUUUCAUGAGAGAACCAAACAUAUCGAGAUAGACUGCCACAAAGUUCGAGAGAAGAUUGAGGAAGGAGUUACUCUUCCCUGCCACACUCCAAGUGAAAACCAAUUAGCUGAUAUCUUCACUAAGGCUGCAAGUCUCAAGGUUUUCUCACAUAUCUCCUUGAUCACAAAUCCUCUCUCCGUGAUAAUCACACUCUUUUUCCCUUGA
Molecule: messenger RNA, 1032 nt
Organism: Camelina sativa (false flax)
Lineage: Eukaryota; Viridiplantae; Streptophyta; Magnoliopsida; Brassicales; Brassicaceae
Source: RefSeq, a predicted model, not a curated record